Molecule: messenger RNA, 1749 nt
Organism: Diaporthe amygdali
Lineage: Eukaryota; Fungi; Ascomycota; Sordariomycetes; Diaporthales; Diaporthaceae
Exons: 4
Coding region: 1-1749 (582 amino acids)
Cellular component (GO): RNA polymerase II transcription regulator complex
Molecular function (GO): DNA-binding transcription activator activity, RNA polymerase II-specific; transcription cis-regulatory region binding
Source: RefSeq, a predicted model, not a curated record
AUGGCCUCCACAGGCAACCCUCACGACUUUGUUCUCACCCCCCAGCAGCAGAGUCUGCUCUUCGCUGCCCUCAACUCCAACAAGCAGACUGCCUCCCCCAUGGCUGGCAACCUGCACAUGUCUCCCGCCUCCUUUGGCAACUCCCCAACCCAGAAGACUGAUCUCAGUGGCUUUGAUACGAGUCCUUUCCUUGACUACGAGUAUGACAUCAAUGGCGGCGACACCAGCUUCGACUUCAGCUUCGCCGAUACCUCCAACGCCAAGAUGAUUGGCGACUUGCCCGGAUCGGCCGGCAGUGACAAGUCCGGCUCCGAGAACAACGAUACCGAGAAGAGAAGCCACCCAGACGAUGAAAAUGAGGAGGAAGGAGGUGAUGCCAAGAGGCAGGAAACUGGAGAGAAGGUUUCCAAGAAACCCGGACGCAAGCCUCUUACCACUGAGCCUACCUCGAAGCGCAAGGCGCAGAAUAGGGCUGCGCAGCGCGCAUUCCGGGAGCGUAAGGAACAGCAUCUGAAAAACCUCGAGACCAAGGUCGAGGAGCUGGAGAAGGCCUCGGCGCAAUCCAACCAUGAGAAUAGCGUCCUCCGUGCCCAGGUUGAGAAGAUGACCACUGAGUUGAAUGAGUACAAGAAGAGGGUUUCUCUGAUGGUGAACAACCGCACCCCCAGCCUGUCUAAUGGUCCUAGGCCUACAUUCGGCCAAGCCGUUAUCAACAACUUGAACGACGUCAACUUUCAGUUCGAGUUCCCCAAGUUUGGCCAGCUCCCUGGACCUUCCCCAACCGCGUCCAACCAGGCUUCCACAAAUGGUCACACAUCCAACUCGCAGUCACCGCGCAACGUUAGGAGCUCUAGCGAGCAAAACAGCCCCUUGGCCCAGUCUGCACGUCACGGGUCAACUGGGUCCAAGUCGACAAACGGGGUUGAGACCCAGGCCAAAGAGGAUCUGGCCAAUUUCUCCGGCAUCUUCAGUCCUCCCUUGACCAACAACAAUGUGGCGUCUGCGGCUCGCGGCAGGACAGACUCUCACAACAGUGCUGCGGCAACCACAACUUCAUCGCCGUCCGCCUCAUCAAACUCCCAUGGAGGCCCAAGCUCAUCUUGCGGCACCUCUCCUGAGCCUUACUCUCAAUCGCCAAUGGGUUUCAAGCCAGUUGAUACGCUUACCACCAUUGGUGAGGAGAAGCAUCCUUUUGCCAACAUGAACCAAGACUUUGGCCAAUUUGCAAACAUCGACAUGAAUGACAUGAACUUUAUGACAUCAACCAACAAUUUCCAGUUUGACCCGCAGCUGUUCGGAGGCUACCGUGAGCCUCAGGAGAACAUUCUGGGCAAUGGUUUCGACGACACCUUCUUCAAUGAUGCGUUUGAUGUUGAUUUCACAACGCCCUACUUCGCCCCUAGCCCUCAAAAGAAGGACGACCUCAUGUCACGGAUCGAUGCUGCGAAGAACGAGGACUCCACCGAGCUUGUCCAGACCACAGAUGGCCAACUUCUUACCUGCAAUAAGAUCUGGGAGAAACUGCAGAGCUGCCCAAGGGUUCAAAACGGCGAUUUUGAUCUCGAUGGCCUGUGCUCUGACCUCCAGAAGAAGGCCAAGUGCUCUGGCUCCGGUGCAGUUGUCGAUGAGUCGACUUUCAAGAAAGUGAUGCAAAAGUACUUGGGCAAGACAGACAAGGAAAUGGAAGAAGGCUGCCCGAACGAGAAGCUCAAGCUUGAGCAACAGGCUGCUGAGCAACUCUCCGCUUAA